This is a messenger RNA of Sphaeroforma arctica JP610, 1051 nucleotides long. RefSeq lists its product as hypothetical. Gene Ontology annotation, molecular function: phosphatidylinositol transfer activity. The transcript has 4 exons. Bases 253 to 627 code for a protein of 124 amino acids. The record is from RefSeq and is a predicted model, not a curated record. NCBI's taxonomy places the organism in Eukaryota, Ichthyosporea, Ichthyophonida.
CGCACUGCCUUCGACCCCCCCCGGGACUGCCGAGGAAAAAAUCAAGUUUAUUAUGUACAUGCUGGAAGAAACCAUACGGCAUAUGCCAGUAGGUAGGACUGUACUAGUUCUGUGACGAGUUGCCAAAGGCUUUCGUGAUAUCAUAUCAAAAUUAAGGGACGGCAUAAGGACUCUAAAUUGAUCUCGUGACCCGCUAGGCCAUGAACCUUUACCCUUUCUACUUAAUAUCUGGAUAGUAGCAUUGAGAAGUGGAUGAUUGUGACGGAUUUGCACGGCUUCAGCCUGGCAAAACAUGGGGACAGUCAGGUUUCGCGCAAGUUCGUCGAGAUACUACAGGACCACUACCCUGAGCGCUUGCACAGCAUGGUGGCCAUCAAUGCACCCGCUAUCUUUGUAGGCUUCUACAAGGCCCUUUCCGUAUUUAUAGACAAGACAACGCGGAAGAAGUUCCAGGUCAAGGGGAAAAUGGACAAGAAAGCUGCGCAUGAGUACCUUACCCAAUAUAUUACGCAAGAUCAGCUAGAGGAUUGCUACGAUGGAGUUUUGCCCACAAAGGUACCUCCAAACAUUGUCGAGAUCCUGGAACCUCUAUGGGAACAACACAAAUCAGCCAAAAAAAGAGGCUAAAAAGGAGGCUAAACUUGUUAAAAAGGCCAGCAAACAAGCAAAUAAGCUGAAAAAUAGUGCGAGUAUUGAAGAAGAGAGCAAAGUGGGGGGAGGGACGGAUAGUCAUACGGCUAAGCUCACGAAGGUCGAUACAGUGUACUUGGAUGACAGUGAAUUGGCCGACGAGAUGGCUAAGUUAUGAACGGAUCGAUACGUUCUCCAUGAAGUAAUUAAGACAUCGCCCUGUGCACCUCACAAAUACAUUCGAGCUACAAUACCCAAAGCAUCUCAUAACGUCAAAAUCUCCUGAAAAUGUUCAUGUGAGGAGACCCUGAACAAAUAUCGCCUCCUAAAAAAAGAACACAACCCCUCAAAGUAACCCCUGAAAGGCUGAAACCCUACAUCUGCUAAUCUAAAGUCAAACUCAAAAUAAACCUGAAAACCC